UCAAAAUGACGUGAAAAAUCAUAAUUUUUACAAAAAUGGGUAUUGUUAUUCCAGGAAUAUUUAUCCUCUCAUUUUUCGCCCCAGGUUUGAGUAUACGGUGCUACGAGUGCACAUCAAGGAAUCAUUCUAAUAUUCAUUGUGAGGACCCAAUGAGCCCAGCUUUGAGUAACUACGAGCAGAACUGCAUGGUGCCAAAGGAGGGGCAUAUGGGAAACUUUCCAGCAAACUUCUGCGUCAAGGUCUAUGGAACUUCAGCUCGGACUGGAGAGUUUCUUAUGAUCCGUCGGUGUGCCCUGGAGGACAUGAACUCACAGUGCGGUAGAUACAAAUUCCAGAAUGACACGUAUGAGAGUGGAUGCAUUCUAACUUGCAAACAUGAUGGAUGCAACUCAGGAAUAUCCCUCGGCUCUACCGGCGCCUUGUUCUUCAUCUUGCCAUUACUGAAUAUACACCACAGAGUUGACUGAAGAUUGAAAAU
Eurytemora carolleeae is the source of this 478-nucleotide messenger RNA. RefSeq lists its product as uncharacterized. The record is from RefSeq and is a predicted model, not a curated record. Gene Ontology annotation, biological process: sleep; positive regulation of voltage-gated potassium channel activity; regulation of synaptic transmission, cholinergic. The transcript is spliced from 8 exons. The coding region runs from base 36 to 467 and encodes 143 amino acids. Lineage: Eukaryota; Metazoa; Arthropoda; Copepoda; Calanoida; Temoridae.